AUGGCGGGCAGCAGCGCGGUGAGGCUCCGGCUCCGGUUCGACUAUCCUCCUCCCUCCGGGCCGCAGUGCCGCAUGAGCUGGAUCCUGCUGGAUCAGAACCGCUGCAGGGUUAUAGCGGACCUGUGCAGUGAGAUCCGGGAGAGGUUCGGCUACAGCCGCAGAACCGAGCUGGACCUGUUCAUAGAGGAGAGCUACCUGCCCCCGGCUGAGAGCAUCUACCUGAUCCGGGACAACGACAGCAUCAGGGUGAAGGUUUCCAGCCCCUCCUGUCUGAGUGUGCAGACUGCAGGGAAGAAGAGGAGCAGAGAGGAUGAGGAGCAGCUGCUGGAGGACGACGUGGCUGUAGGACCAAAGAAGAGCAGAAGUGAGCCAAGCCAAGUAAACGGUUUCAACCAACCAGAGGAGACCAAGAAGAAGAAGAAGAAGAAGAAGAAAAAGAAGGUAGAGAAAAAGGCUGAGGCUGCUGUGGAACCCAUCACACCCGCUAAAGAACCCGCCUCCUCCAAGACCAAACCGGAGAAAAGCAGCAAAAAAGCGUCGGGUUCUUCUGUGUCUGCCAACGGCAAAGCAUCGCAAACGAGUAGGAAACAUGAUGACACAUCAGACUCUUCAGACAGCAGCGCUCAGAAACCCCCACCACCCAAACCUAAACCCAAGCCCAAGCAGGCUGUAGCAGCUAAAGCGAAGGAAAGCACUUCUUCAGAAGGUUCUUCGUCUUCUGAAGAUGCUGCACCUACAAAGCCGAACGUGACUGUCAAACCAGCUCCCGUUACACCAAAACCCACCUCCACAAACUCUAAACCGUCAGCCAAAAAGCCCCCCACACAACCGUCCUCUGAUUCAUCAUCAUCAUCAUCUUCACCAACACCUCCAGUUAAGAAGGUACCUCCACCCUCUGCAGUCCAGAAUGGUCCAGCUGCUGCUCCGUCCACUCCGCUGGUCAAAAAGGAUGAGAAGAAGCCAGAAAGCUCAGACUCGGACAGCAGCAGUGAGACGGAGCUGGUGAUUAAGAAACCCAACCCGCAGGUCAUGGGAAUGACCCCCCGCGGGGGCGGUAGGGUCAGGGGUCGUGGAGGGGUCUGGGGCGGCUUCGGGAGGGCCAGAGGGACGCCAUGGAAACAGAACUUUCACUAUAACUAUGACAGCGGGGAGCAGCAGAAGCAGGUCGAUUCACAGACCAACAGAAGCCGGGUGAUAGAGAAUCCUCCGGAGCCGGAGCAGCGGGACUACAGCGCUCUGCCUCUGCUCGCAGCUCCGCCUGCAGCGGGACAGAAAAUCGCUUUCAAGCUGCUGGAGCUCACAGAGAACUACAGUCCAGAAGUGUCUGAUUAUAAAGAAGGGAAGAUUAUUGGUUUUAAUCACGCCACUAACAUGAUUGAGCUGGAACUUCUCACUCAAUCUCAAGCCCGAGGGGAGCCCGGGAAGUUUGAUCUGGUUUAUCAGAAUCCGGAUGGUUCAGAGAGCGUGGAGUACGCCGUCACAGUCGGAUCUCAGCUGACGGAGCGGUGGGACUCGCUGCUGGAGCCGCGGCUCAUAGUGGAGAACACCGGCUGAGAGAUGGCAGAAGAACCAGGAUUUACCUUUUAGAGCAGUUUUUGUUUUUAAGUGACACUUUUGUGUUGUUGCAUUUUUAAAAAGUACUGU
Molecule: messenger RNA, 1644 nt
Organism: Colossoma macropomum (tambaqui)
Lineage: Eukaryota; Metazoa; Chordata; Actinopteri; Characiformes; Serrasalmidae
Gene: coil
Product: coilin p80
Biological process (GO): spliceosomal snRNP assembly
Cellular component (GO): Cajal body
Molecular function (GO): U1 snRNA binding; U2 snRNA binding
Source: RefSeq, a predicted model, not a curated record